AUGGGCUGUUGCAGUUCCAUGAGUGUCUGCGGGCAGGUCUACACAGAGAUGCUGCGACGGCUGCGGGUGGAAGCAACACAGGAGAUGGAUGUCAACGCCUGCACACGACGAACACAAGAGUUCGAACGAAUAGCAUCAGGAGCUGUUAGCAACAAUGUUGGUAUUAGUAGUAGUGGUGCUGGUGCUAAUGGGAAUGGUAAGGGGAGAUAUUUAUGUGUUAACGUGGAACAGUUACGAGCGUAUGAUCGGGAUAAUUGGCAUCAUACACGUAUUCAUGCAUACAAUGCGGUUCUUAUGGUUGAGGCAGUGGAGGAUAUUGUUCAUCUUGUGAAUGAAAUGUACUCAGAGAACCGUGUAGAGUUGCGACGAUGUGAUUAUCGAAUGUGGCUUCUAUACAUGUGCGAAUUCUAUCAUGUGAUGGAGGUAUUUGAAAAGGCAAAACUACUAAAAGGAGGAAGUUGGGAAAAUAUUAUCAUUACACAGAAACAACUUGAAAAGUGUUUGACACUUCUCAGAACACAAUUUGCACGAGCCUUCACAUCGGAGAAGGGUCCUGGUUCCGCAUUUCAUAUUCCUGUAGCGGCUACUCCGGCUGCUGUUCUGGAACAAGUAGUACAAUGGUCACAACUUCAUCCACUAAAGGCAGAUGCAACAAGAACAAAAAUAGUAGGAGGAGAAGGAGAUGGUAGUUAUGCAAAGGAUACAUCAACACUUUCUAUACCUUUAGUGACUGUUGUACGUUGGGUUGUAUUGCGAUAUAUAAGGACAUUUUCUAAUGAAGAGGAGGAUGCAACAAUGAUGAUAAUGAAUGGAUCCAUUCCUAUGGAAGUUAAUCCACUGACAAAAGAGGGGUCAUGGGAUAACAAAUUUCUAAGGAAACAACAAGAGUUAAGAGAUACAUUAGGUGAUAUUACACUUCUAGAGAAGUUGUUUCUUGCCAUGACUCAUGGUACGAGAGAACUCUCUGAAAGUGACGCCAAAAAUGGAUGUUAUAAUCUCCUUGGAAUGGAAGAACUCUUUCAAACACGAUCUGUUCAUGAUGAACUUGUGGAAGUGGCAUUUCGUCUGACUCUGCGGGAAAUGCAUAUGAAUAACGCCUCAUGUAUAACCGAAUUGUCUAUUUUUGCUAAGUUUAUUGAAGCGUAUGCAGAUGCUCUGAACCUUUAUUAUCAUGUGAUGAUGUGCAAUAAUGAAAACUGUGAUAUGGAACGUAUGUAUGGAGAACCGGCUCCUGACUUGGAACGAGAAAUGCUAUCUCAUGUAUUGCAAGUGUUAAAAGAGAAAAACAAUGACAAUAAUAAUAAUAAUAAUGAUUAUUAUUAUGGCGAUGAUUUUAUUUUAAAACUUUUUUCUUCUUUUGCAACGGAGAAGGAAGAUGGGGUGCGUCGAGUUCCUUUCUUGAAUUUCGCAGAUGCAUGGAUAACACGACUCUUUCGUAAACAAGGUAAACACACUGUAAAAGACAUCUCUGAACUAGCUCAUGCUCUAGGGUUAGAUGAUAAGGAAAGGCGUAAGUCUCUGCUCGCUGUUCUCAGUUGUGAUGAAUGUGGGCAUGCGAAUGUGGCAGCAAGAUCAUUUGAGGCUUUAAGUACGGAGGUAAAUUUAUCACAAUAUUGUAAUGCAGAGGAACUUGCAUUCACUUGUGCACGUGAGGAAUGGGCACUAGAGUUAGAAAGACAAGCAACCACCAUUACGAAUGACAGUAUAGAAGAAAUACCUUCGAAUACAAUAGAAGAAAGUUGGGCCUCUACAGAUAUUCUCUUGUUACGUUUACUACAUGGUAUCUAUGGUACCUUUGCGGCUGUACAGGCAUUAGAGCAUGUGGCUCUAGAGAAUGAUGGGACUAGUGCAAUGAUCUUUGAUUGUAGAAGAUGGGAAACUACUACACCUGUACCAUUGCCUAUUCGCUUGCAUGUACUGCAUAAGGCAGAUGAGAUGUUGGGAGUAACAUGUGUAAUGGAAAAUAUGUAUACACCCGAGAAGGAUGUAAAGGAGAAGAUUAGUUUAUCCAGUACAGCCGGAUCUUUGCUGCAAUACAUAGGAAAUCGCUAUGUGGAUAGUCAAAUGAUGAAAUGGAGACGAGAUGCUUGGCGGCGUUUGCAGGAAUUGUGGCCUUUACGAGAUGAGGACCCAGAACGCCGAGAGUUGUUUAAUAUACUCACUAAUGGAGGUAUCCAUGAGGUGCGUGUGUCUGCAGAAGAAGAAGCAGAAAAAGAAUUAGAAGGAAUACAUACAGGAGGAAUACAUUAUAUUCCAUUUGAGAAACUUUAUCAACAAUACGUCUCUGAGUUGUGUUGUAUGAUGUCCAUAAGGGAUUUCCAAGCGAUAUGUUGUAAGGCGGUGCGGGUGGUGGAAAAAAAUACACCAUUGUGUCUUUCUGAAGAAGAUGAAAUUCCCGCAUUCCUGCGAUAUUUAAUGGGAUAUAUGCGGGUAUUAUGGUCGUUAGCUACACCUUAUUAUGAUAUAUCGCAUAUGGAGACUACAAUCUCAUGGGCGGAAUUACAGCAUUGGUUGUUGCAUGAGGCUGGUAUUGUAAUGGAUGAGGCACUCACCUAUUACUUUAUGGAAGAGGCAGAACUCAUUACUCCUCAUAACCUUCCUGCAGCAACUAGUGAAGAUCCCAUUGACAAUCCCAAUGAAAAGAAGGAUGAAAGACAUGUGCGUGUGCGUAUAUUAGCAGAAUGGUUUGCCCUUCGUGAGGCCUGCUGGACUUCACUGGAGACACGAUUACACUUUUGGUUAACCACCCUUCGCGAUCAGCUGCCCAUUCACUACACACCCGAACACACCAGCAUACGCCACACCCUCGCAGAAACCCUCUCCGCUGCAGAUGAUUACAUUCCCACCACCGCCCUCACACGUACACUCCGUAGAGAUUACAGUUUGUGGCGUGUGUGGCCACCUGAAUUGGGCCCCGCUUUUGUCAUGUUUGCGGUGUGGGAGACAAACAAAAUACUGCAGCGGUCGGAUCUGCAGGGAAGUGAAUUACAUCGUACGGAUAUUCGCUUUCUUCUGCGCUUUAUCUACACAUACUUGGAUGUGCUGCUGCGUGGGGAACAUCUACUGCAACAGGCUUCACAGUUGCCAACAGAAACAACAACAACAACAACAACAAAAGAUGAAGAUGAAGAUGAUAAUGAUGAUAAUAAUACGAAACAGAAAGGUGUAUUGUCAUCGUCGCCUUCUUCUCUCUCAUGGAAAGACACACGAAUGCAUGCGGCACUUCAUACACUUCUGGAAGAGAAGGGUGUAGACACCACAGACAUUUUAAAUACAAUGGAUCAUGACAACAAUACCACGGAUUGGACUACAUCACAUCUUGCACUUGUUGUGGCUCGUGCGAGUGUGGCCACCGCUCUUGCAGAGUACAUGAAAACACAAUAUGGAGAACGAUUAGACUCCAUAUGGUAUCGACUGCGAGAGCGACUUCCCUUUGGGGAAUCACAGGAGCAACGACUAAAACGCAAACAAUUGUUUGCACGUAUGGAUAUGUAUAAACAACACUAUCUUACUCUAGCGGAUUUACACCGUGGUAUAAGAGAAGUUCUCGAAUUGCAAGAGUUCCGAGAGGAGAUGGAUCCCAUUCUCUUUCAUGCCUUCUUCGCUACUAAGGAAGUAUCAUUUGGACAGCAGGAUGUAAUUUAUCUCACAAAGAUGAAUGAACACUUCAUUACAGGAGCAGAAUUCCGUGCUUUCCUGUGGUAUAUGUACACCUACUUUCAGUUAUAUUAUAUGUUUGAUACUAUCUGUGCAGUGCCGGAGAAUCUCCACCUGGAAAAGGCAAUUUCUAUAGAGGCGUUUGUGGCAUCGAAGCCAUUGUUGAAGUCGUGGGGAGUGCGGGUGAAUAAUGCGGCGGUGGAGUUUACAUCUAUUAGCCGCAGAUGUAAGGAAGAUAAGGAAUUACACUUUACGGGAUUUGCCAUGUGGGCCUCACAGCAUCACUUAAACCCAGAGGGGUACUCACAUGAGGAACCACUGUUGUUGUUGUCGGAAGAUGAGAAGGCAGUAAGAGCAGUAGAAGAAGAAAAAGAAAAUGAAAAAGGAAAAGAAAAGGUUGAAUUACAACAACAAGAAGAAGAACAGCUACAGGAACAGGAAUUGUGA
Molecule: messenger RNA, 4104 nt
Organism: Trypanosoma theileri
Lineage: Eukaryota; Euglenozoa; Kinetoplastea; Trypanosomatida; Trypanosomatidae
Product: flagellar calcium-binding protein
Exons: 1
Coding region: 1-4104 (1367 amino acids)
Source: RefSeq, a predicted model, not a curated record